UGCACAUUUUAUAAAUGUAACGUUUCUUAAUGGUGUGGACAGAUUUUCUAUUACAUGGGGGAGGGUGGGGGAGAACCUAAUCACAGUGCUACCCUGACAGGAGAGGAUAUCUAGCAGGUUUCUUUGGAAAUAUCAUCAGGCUAUUUGUUGAACAGCAUUGUGUCAAUGCUCGAUGCUCUGAUUGGGUCUUUAUUUAUGACUUAGACGGGAUUAAAUUGUUUUUCUGUUGAAGGAAAGAUACCGAGCCAUCGUAUUAGCUGUGAUAAAACAAACCGUGGGGGGAAAGCAGCAUACAGUGUCUUUAGGUCUUCCCCCUCUGUAAAGAAAGCUACUCAUGUCCUGUCCCACUGAGGAUCAGAGAAGGGGGGAGUCAGAGAAGUGAGGGACUGGGAGUGCUGUGUGAAAAGAGUGCAGGCCAACGAGCGAGACAAAAGGGGCUGCGGCUGCAUUGAAUGUGCUGGUGGCGUGUCCGUCUCCGAAGCCACAAGCAAACCACGUUUCACCUCCUCUGGCCUUUAUGCUACAGAAAGAGAAAGCAUAUCAGAGAGGGAAGCCAACUGCAAUAUUGUAAUUGGUGGAAGCGCGAAGUUGAGGACUUGGAAGAGAGCUCCUCUGGACCGGGUGUUUCUCCUCUCCUGUGCCCGUCCUUUCUACGCGUCGAGCGCGGUGCGGUGUAGUGUGGGGUUGGAAAUAUAACCCAGAACAAAGGAGACUUGAGGCAAGGAAUGAGCGAGCACAGACUAGCUUUGCCACUAUCUUUGAAACCAGGCCAAAUGCCUCUCUGAGACGAACAAUAGUACAUCAGCUGCUUGUAUUUCUCGACGAAGCUUUCCGCCCCAAAAGGGAGAAAGAAGAAGGACCAAAAAACGCACACGGAGACACACACGCGUCGGCGGCUACAAUGUUUCCUCAGAACCGAGCACCGGCACCUCUGCAGCCACCCCCGGGGUCCUCGGCCUCAGUGGUGGCGGGGGGAGCGGCAGCGUCAGGGACACCCCAGUCACUGAAACUAACCUACCCAGAAACUCUGGACCGCAUCAAGGAAGAGUUUCAGUUUCUCCAGACCCAGUACCACAGUUUAAAACUGGAGUGUGAGAAACUGGCCACAGAGAAGACAGAGAUCCAGAGACACUAUGUUAUGUAUUAUGAGAUGUCCUAUGGCCUUAACAUUGAAAUGCACAAACAGACGGAGAUUGCCAAGCGGUUGAAUGUGAUCUGUGCACAGCUCAUCCCAUUCCUGUCACAGGAGCACCAACAACAGGUGGUCCAGGCCAUGGAGCGCGCCAAACAGGUGACCAUGGGGGAGCUAAAUGCUUCGAUAGGGGUACGUGGGCUCCCCCCUCUGCCUCAUAGCCAGCAGCUUCAGGCUCAGCACCUCUCCCAGCAUGCCCAGGGUUUGCCAGUGGGACCACAUCCAUCAGGACUGCCCCACCCCAGCCUGGCGCUCGGCGGAGGGUCCGGCCUGCUGGCCCUGUCCGGAGCUCUGGGGGCCCAGCUGGCUGCCAAGGAUGAGAGAGCUCACCUCGACCACCCCAGCCUGGCGCUCGGCGGAGGGUCCGGCCUGCUGGCCCUGUCCGGAGCUCUGGGGGCCCAGCUGGCUGCCAAGGAUGAGAGAGCUCCCCUCGAGGCGGCAGCAGCUGCUGCAGCUGCUGAGCACCACAGGGACCGUGAAGCUGGACCUAGUUGUCUGUCCAAUGGGGACAAGGGUCGCCCAGCAGACUACCUCAGCAAUGGCAAGAAGAGGAAAGCUGAUGAGAAGGAGUUCAUGACAGACUAUGGCAGCGAUGCAGAUAAGAGUGAUGAUAAUUUGGUGGUGGAUGAGGACCCGUCAUCCCCCCGCAGCGUGCAGUCGUACUCAUCCAGGGAGAACGGUUUGGACAAGAUGCCUCCCUCUCGUAAGGAGGGUCCGCCACAGGCCAGCCCCACCUCCCUGGCCUCGUCCAGCAGUGCUGCCUCCCCCUCCCGUGGCAAAGAGCCCCCACAGAGGGAGAAGUCCAGUACUCCAGGUAUGAAGCCGGGCACCCCCAUGUCUCAGGAGUCCAACACUCCUGGACCCAGCGGACCCCCGCAGUUCAGACCUGUCCCGGGCAAGCCUGGUGUUGACCCCCUUGCUCUAGGUCUCAGGAACCCCCUUGCGGUACAGGGAGCGUACCCUCCAGGGGCAUUUGGCCUUCCCCCUCCAGGGGUGAACGGGGACCUGCCUGGGGCAGCGGGCUAUGGCGCCGGCCUCCACCUGGUCUCCCCACAGAUGAACGGAGCCGCAGUGGCAGGUGCCGCAGGCUACGGACGGUCCCCCGUGGUGGGCUAUGAGUCUCCACACCCACACAUGAGGGUCCCCGGGCUGCCUGCCAGCCUGCAGUCAGCUGCCUCCGGAAAACCCAAGAGCCCCAUGGCCCAUCUGGACGGUCUGAACAGGGAUAACUACAUCCGCUCCUGCAAGCUGCUCUCCGAUGGACGAACACUGAUCGUUGGCGGGGAAGCCAGCACCCUGUCAAUCUGGGAUUUGGCCACACCUACUCCUCGUAUCAAGGCAGAGCUGACGUCAUCUGCUCCCGCCUGCUACGCUCUGGCUAUCUCCCCCGACAACAAGGUCUGCUUCUCCUGCUGCAGCGACGGCAACAUCGUCGUCUGGGACCUUCACAAUCAGACUCUGGUCAGGCAGUUUCAGGGUCACACAGACGGAGCGAGCUGCAUCGACAUCUCCAACGACGGCACCAAGCUGUGGACGGGAGGGCUGGACAACACCGUCCGCUGCUGGGACCUUCGAGAGGGACGCCAGCUCCAGCAACACGACUUCUCCUCGCAGAUCUUCUCUCUGGGCUACUGUCCGACAGGCGAGUGGCUGGCUGUGGGAAUGGAGAGCAGUAACGUGGAAGUCCUGCACGUCUCCAAACCUGACAAGUACCAGCUGCACCUCCAUGAGAGCUGUGUUCUCUCACUGAAGUUCGCCUACUGCGGUAAGUGGUUCGUGAGCACAGGCAAAGAUAACCUCCUGAAUGCAUGGCGGACACCUUAUGGAUCCAGCAUAUUCCAGUCUAAGGAGUCUUCGUCGGUUCUCAGCUGUGAUAUCUCUCCUGACGACCAGUUCAUCGUCACCGGCUCCGGGGACAAGAAGGCCACCGUCUAUGAAGUCAUCUACUGAACUCUGAUUGGCUUGGGGUGGGGGGAGUAAAACUUAGAAUCGGGGGGAGGGGCCAAGGCUCCUUUUUGCACCAAUGACUGUACAGAGCAUCAGUGGCAUGGUAAACAAGAGACAUUCAACUGGUACUUUGUUGUUUUGUUUACUGUUGUGAAAAAAGAGAGAAAGAGAAGCGAGGGGGCACAAAGUCACAUCUCUGGAAAAAACCAACUGAACUUUUUAAUGCUCUGAGAAGGCUGGUUAGUCUAUAGCUGCACAGUUAUGGGAUUCCUCCAAAGAUCUUUUGUUUUUAUUCUCUUUCUUAAAAAAAUUACAAAAUAAAACCUCUGUAGUGAACAAGAAAUUAGCCAAAAAAGUUAUUUUUUUAGCCUUUGAAUUUUUCGCAAACAGUCAAACCGAAUCCAGUGGGAAAAAAAAGAGAAACAUGGGACUGAGGAAAUGCAAGAAUGGUUCAGGGAGGGCUGGAAAUUCCUGAUGGAAAAUACAGUCUGUGUUCUGCGCUGUGUAAAAAGUCCCAGUCCAGCCCAGUCCUCAGCACGUGGCUGCUCCUUUGGGUGCCAGAUGUGUGGCAGAUGGCAGGAUGGUGUGCUGUGAAGACCCAGCUAUGUUUUUUUUUUCUCUCUCUCCUCCUCAUUAAGUUUUAGCAGCAACAUGAUUGUAUCAUCUCCAGUACAUAUAUGACAGAACAGGGCUCGGUUUCCUCUGAAGUGUCCUGAGACUGUUUGCUUUUUUUAAUAUUAUUUUUCUUUUACAAAAGAACAAAGAACUUACUCUGGAGAUGUUUCAGGAAACCGGUCUGGAAGAGAAAACCACAACCCCGAGGACAGAGGAAAACACAACAGGUGCUCUUCGGUUUUGGGGGCGUGGCCACCACCUCAUCAUGUUUAUCCUUAACACUCGACAUUAGAUGUUUUUUUUCUUUUUUUCUAUUGUAUUUGUUAGGGCACAUGUAGGCAGAAGGGUUAUUUUCACAAAUGCAUUUUGAUCAUUGAACCUUGGUCUAUGUGAACAUGUAAAUAAAGUUCUCUAA
Molecule: messenger RNA, 4169 nt
Organism: Monopterus albus (swamp eel)
Lineage: Eukaryota; Metazoa; Chordata; Actinopteri; Synbranchiformes; Synbranchidae
Gene: tle2a
Product: TLE family member 2, transcriptional corepressor a
Biological process (GO): regulation of DNA-templated transcription; negative regulation of canonical Wnt signaling pathway
Cellular component (GO): nucleus; transcription regulator complex
Molecular function (GO): protein binding; transcription corepressor activity
Source: RefSeq, a predicted model, not a curated record